Vigna angularis (adzuki bean) is the source of this 1868-nucleotide messenger RNA. RefSeq lists its product as uncharacterized. The transcript is spliced from 4 exons. The record is from RefSeq and is a predicted model, not a curated record. Lineage: Eukaryota; Viridiplantae; Streptophyta; Magnoliopsida; Fabales; Fabaceae. The coding region runs from base 665 to 1561 and encodes 298 amino acids.
UAAAAAAGAAGCGAUCUCCAAAAUUUCCCCCCUCUCACUCUCGAAAAAAAGACCAAGCUCAUUGGUUGCUUUCUCCCUAUCUCUAUUCAACUCUACCAGCUUCUCCCUCUUCUUCACUUCUUCACUGCACUUCUUCACUACACUCUCUUCUCUGGAGCUAUCAGUCCACCUCUCCGUUGGCGAGUCUUCGAUGCAGUCAAACCCGCAUUCCACCUCUCCGCUCAUGAGCCUUCGGUUUUGUUCGAGGGUUUUUCCAUGUCGUCACCAACGACAAACAAUUGAUUCUUUUGUUCCUUCAUUUUCAUAAUACCUAGAAAUCUUUAAAAUCGAAAAAGGGUCAAACACGCGAACCCUAAUCUGUGUUAAUUUUUUUUUAAUUGAGCCAUUUUUGGUUCGUCUAGCGUAGUUGGAUUCUGACGGGCAUCGAUAUAGGCAGCUGUGUUGCGGUUUAAGUUAGGACAAAUACAACUUGGUGUUGUGAUACUGAAGGAACGAGUAAAAGAAACGAAACCAAAAUCUUGUUGAUGGAUUGGCAAGUGUACCAAAUCGCACAAGUAAUAUAAAAUGGCUCUGAAGGCUCUGAAGGCUCUGAAGGCUAGUGAUUGGCAUAUUGAAGGAGCAUUUGAUUUCUUUUAUAGCCAACCCCAACUUAAAACAUUUAAACAUGAAUCGUGCUCCACCGAAUAGUUCAUGGAUGUACGAUAGGUGUCAUAGAGGAAGAUGUGCUUUGAAAGAGUCUUUUAUAUUGGGUGUUGAAGAGCUUAUAAGUAAAGCUUGUGAACAAGAACGUUAUCGCAGAGAUGAGGGUCUUCGAUGUCCAUGUUUAAAGUGCGAUUGUACAAAGAUUCUGCACGAAAGAGUUGUAAAGGUUCACCUCUACAGGAACGGUUUCAAGCCUAAUUAUUUCAUUUGGAAGGAUCAUGGGGAAAGAAUGCUAGAAGAUGAUGUAGAGAAUCAUGAAAGUUGGAUGGGUGUAGAGACGGAAGGUGGUCCAACUAAUCAAUUUAUGACAAUGGAAGACAUGGUGCAUGAUGCUCUUAGGCGAAAAGAGCCGUUCCAAACAUCUACUUCAGAUAACAUUGAAGAGGAUCCGAAUGAAGAAACACAAAGGUUUUAUAAUCUUUUGUUGGAUACAAACCAGCCAUUGUAUGAAGGAGCAUCAGACUCGAAAUUAUCAAUGUGUGUCAGGCUAUUAGCUUGCAAGUCGAAUUGGAAUAUUCCUAACCAAUGCAUAGAUUUUAUUGCAAAAAUGGUUAUGGAUGAAACACCCAUCAAAGUAGGUUUGCCUAAAACAUACUACAAUGCAAAAAAGUGUGUAUCAAAGUUGGGAUUACAAUCACAAAGGAUUGAUUGUUACGUGGAUGGUUGCAUGCUCUUUUAUGAUAACGAAUAUGGUAAGAAUGACGGCGCGUUGCUUGAAUGCAAAUUUUGUGGAAAGCCAAGAUAUCAACCACGUAACACGGGAGCAACUACUACAAAACAAGUUCCUGUGAAAUCAAUGUUCUAUUUGCCAUUAAUUCCUAGACUACAAAGAAUGUAUGCCUUAACACAAACUGCAUGACAAAUGACAUGGCACUAUCAGCACAGGUCGACAAAUGGUGUUUUGCAUCAUCCAUGCGAUGGGAGGCUUGGAAUAGCCUAUGUAAGGCUUUUACGGAAAAUGUGUUUUGAAGUUAUCUUUGUUUUGUUCAAAAGAACGUUUAGCAAGGUGUCUUUCAACAUAAGUUUUUUGAUAAUCUUUUAAGACUUUUAGUGUACCUUCUAAAAACAUCUUUUGACACUCUUAUUUAUCAAGACAUAUUGAGCAGUGUGUCUAUUCAUGUAUUGACGCAUAUAAUAGGGAAACCAUUUAGCAGUGUGUCUACUCA